UCAAAAUACUGAUUUUUCCGACUACUCCGAUCGAUAAAUUUGUACUAAUACCCCACCAUUGUUUACGGUCUACAAGUUUGUUUGAUUAUUUCAUGCAUGGCGUUCAGUAACGCGUUCACAUUUUGGGGGGUUUUUUCUGGAAGAAAUUGAGAGUUUUUCUCUUUCACUGUCCAUAAAAAUAAUAACUGAAAGUUAGUGUUAACUUGUUUCAUAUAUAUAUAUAUAUCAGUUUACACAUAAAUAGAUACAUGUACGCUAUGUUAAUUUUGUUUUUAUUAUUUUUCAACAUGUUCUCUGUCUUUCCUGCCUUCGGCUGGUCCUAUGACCAUUCCGAGCUUUGGGCAAACACGUUUUCAAAUUGCAAUUUCUCUUCUCAAAGCCCUGUCAAUAUCCAGCUAGCAUAUACUACACAUGUUGACUGGUGGGAAACUCUAGAGUAUUUUAAUGAGCGGAACAACAGUAAAGUGGAAUAUUUUAUGUUUAUCAGCGAAAGUAUUUUGAAAGUACAAGUACAUGGGAAUUUUGUAUUAAAUGGCGAAAGUCUUCGGGCGACUUUUUACACUAUUCAGCUCCAUUUCCACUGGAGGUAUAAGAGUAUCACACGUGGAUCUGCACAUUAUAUUGAUGGCGAAGGAUUUCCACUCGAAAUGCAUAUUGUUAAUAAAAAUUUCCAGUACAGCGAUUUAACCACUGCAAUACUUCAUCCGGAUGGUAUAGCAAUAAUAGCAUUUUUCUUUGAAAUAGAACCUCUUGACAACCCCAUGCUCAGUAAAAUUAUUGAUGUUCUUCCUGAUUUAGGUUCAAAAUCAAUGCUACUGAAAGACUUCAGUUUAAGUGGAUUAAUAGACGAAGGACUCAAAGAAACUGAUUUCUUUCAGUACAACGGUAGCAUACCAGUCCCUCCUUGCAAUGAAUGUGUUAUCUGGAUCAUUGUUAAGAAACCUCUUUCAAUAUCACGAAGACAACUGGAGGAAAUCUGGAAAUUGAGCGAGAGAGAUAAUAUGCUUGGUACUAACAUCCGUCCAGUUCAACCACUUUAUGAGCGAUUAGUUUGGACUACUUUUUCAGCGGCUGAUAAAGCCAUUAGUUCAGCUUGUUGUCUGUUAUUUCUUACAAUGUUAUGUAUUUAACUUGAAAAUAUUUAAUAUCUUUGCUUCUUGUGGGAGAAGGAAAAUGAAAAAAGAAUAACUUUUUUUUUUUUUACAUUGGGCAUGUUAAAAAAAAAAUCAUUUUAGGUUUUGAAAAAAUUUUUCCAUUCUUUGAUGAUGCCUUUUGAAUUUCCUUCUUCUUCAGUACAGCCAUACGAAUUGUACUUAUAAUGGAAAACUAUAUUUGUAUUUUGUUCAAUCCAGAAAUUGUUAUUCGUAGUCAAAGCUGUGUAUAAUUACUAAAUUGGUGUAAUUUGAAGUUAUUUUUGUUGUUAGUUUUAUCGCUAAUUGUAAAGUAAUAAAAAGAUAUUAAAGGAAGAGAUUUGCAAUCGAGAUAUCAUUAAUCAAGAUGUUAAUGAAGAUUGAAAUAUUUCUGGGACCAGUUACUUUUUUCUAUCAGUUAUAACUUUCUCCCCCCCCUUUUUUAAAUGCUAUUUCAUAAUAAGUGUAUGUGAGGCAUGAAUCUUAGGUUAUAAGAACUUAUUUCAACUUUCAAUAUUAAUCCUUAUGUUAGGGCGGCGAGCUGCCGGGCAAAAUGCUUAGUGGCAUUUCAUCCGUCUCUACGUUCUGAUUUCAAAUUUCGCCGACGUCCACUUUGCCUUUCAUCACCCUUUCAGAGGCAAUAAAAUGAGUACCAGCUGAAAGCUGAGGUCGAAGUAAUCAAUUUACCGACUCCCUAGAAAUUGCUGGCUUUUUGCCAAAAUGUGAGACCAAUAUUAAUCCUAAUGGACUAUUAGAAAACCUUACACCGUCAGAAGACACAGUUUAAAACUUGACCAGAAUCCAAAGAAACUAGUCACUGUUAUUUUACGUUAAUAAAAUAUUAGUUACGGAAGUUCACAUAGAUAAGUGCACGUAUGCCAAUAGCAAGAGUUACAAUAUUUGUCAUAUUGUCUGAAAUGUUUUUUUUUUAUGGAAGCUUCCAUUUUAGGAAGCUCCAACUGCGAUAUAUUAAAACUAAAAUAGUUGCUGGGACUGGUCCUGAGAACAGUGUAGAGGAACCACGUAAUCUCCAAUAGCAAUAAAACAGUCUAUUUCCCUCUUAUGAUAACUUUUUAUAAUAUACUCAUGCAUACCUUCGUCAUAUUCUCAGUAUGAAGCUAGUGCAGAAUUUCACCUAUGGAAUCUCUUUUGAACCAGGAAAUACUUCAGCUUCUAACAACUAGUAACCCUCUGCAAAGUUCGAGUGAGACUCAUAAUGGAUUAGUCUUGUUUCACAUUCUGGACUCCCUGCCAAAGAAAAACCUCUUGAUUGAUUAGCAUUAAUUCUUUCAGAAGCACACACUAACCUUUAGUUCAAAGACAUCCUGUUUUCUUUCUCUGUCUGUCUCUCUCUCUCUCUCUCUCUUCCAUGACUACUAUUGUAGCAUCAUAUCCUUGGAUAUGUCUAGUCUCUAGUCAAAACCCGCCCACGUCAGCGAAACUGAGGACAGGAUUGUGGAGUGAGAGCUAAGCAUAGCAUAUGAAGGAGGAAAUGUGAGAAAGAGAAGCAAUGUGGAGGUGUAGAUUGGUUUGUUGGGGUAGGGUGAGGGGGCUAACAGAUAGCAAUAAUAUAGAGAGAGACAGGGCGUGUGGGUAGAACGCAGGUUGGAGGCAAGCAGAGAUCAAUGAUACAGUGACACAGGGCCAAGAGGACAGGAUUGGGGAGUGGGAGGUAAGCAUAGAGUAUGAAGUGGAAAUGUGAGGAA
This is a messenger RNA of Octopus bimaculoides (California two-spot octopus), 2836 nucleotides long. RefSeq names its product carbonic anhydrase 2-like. The record is from RefSeq and is a predicted model, not a curated record. Gene Ontology annotation, molecular function: zinc ion binding; carbonate dehydratase activity. Lineage: Eukaryota; Metazoa; Mollusca; Cephalopoda; Octopoda; Octopodidae.